This is a messenger RNA of Betta splendens (Siamese fighting fish), 3631 nucleotides long. It is a transcript of the gene tert, whose product is annotated as telomerase reverse transcriptase. Gene Ontology annotation, molecular function: telomerase RNA binding; telomeric repeat DNA binding. The transcript is spliced from 16 exons. Bases 32 to 3403 code for a protein of 1123 amino acids. Gene Ontology annotation, cellular component: telomerase catalytic core complex. Lineage: Eukaryota; Metazoa; Chordata; Actinopteri; Anabantiformes; Osphronemidae. The record is from RefSeq and is a predicted model, not a curated record. Gene Ontology annotation, biological process: telomere maintenance via telomerase.
CAGGUCUCUCAUAGGCUGACACUGAAGCGGGAUGUUAGAACGCCCGAACUGCUUCUUUAUAGUCAAUAAAGACAGCAUGUCUACGACGGAUCUGUCUGGUGUGCUCGACAUCUUGCGGUCACUUUAUCGGCACAUACAGACUCUGGAGGAGUUUGCGGACAGCGUCGUAUUCAGAGAAGGACAGAGAGCCGUGCUCAUCGAGCAGUCAGACACAAACCGCUUCAAAUCAUUCGUUCGAGGAGUUUUUGUCUGCUUUGACAAGGAGCUACAGCAAGUGCCGAGCUGUAACCACAUCUGCACCCUGCCUGAGCUCCUGGCGUUCAUUCUCAACAGCUUGAAGCGGAAGAGAAAGAGAAACGUCCUGGCACAUGGCUAUAAUUUUCUGUCCUUGGCACAGGAGGAGCGGGAUGCAGACCACUUCAAGUUCCAAGGAGAAAUAACUCAAAGUGCUGCCUACGUCCAUGGCAGCGACUUGUGGAAAAAGGUCACAUUACGGCUUGGCACAGACAUCACGCGUUACCUGUUGGAAAGCUGCUCUGUGUUUGUGGCUGUCCCACCGUCAUGUGUUUUUCAGGUGUGUGGUGCUCCCUUGUAUGACAGGGUUUCCAUGACUACUGCCUCCACUGGGUUUUGUCUCCAGCCUCGUUCCAGGACGCUGAACAGUGAUGGAAAGUUUGGAAGACAUCAACGAUUAAAAAGGACACACAGAGUUGAGCAGUCCCCUCUCAGAAAGAAAAGGAAGAGAAAAGAUAAAAUAACAAUAAGGGGGAAAAGAAAGAGAGAACCUGAUAAGAAUGAAGAGGAGGUCAGGACUUGUUCAAGAAAAAAGAGACGGGUAGGACAGCAAGAUCCCACGAGGGACGUUCAAGUAGUUUGUUGUGAACCAGUGGAGGAAGAACAGCAUUUACCCGUGGAACCGACAUUUUCUAUAAAACCUGUGGAACAUGUUGGGAGUGAUUCUAAACAGUCAGUUGAAAUGCAAACUGCCAUGCCUGCUUUGGAGGGAGGACCUAGUUGGAGGUCAGGUGUUUUCCCUCCUUUACCUCCUGCACAGUGUUUUAUCCGUACCCUGGGACUUCUCUAUGGAGGAAGGGGAAUGCGCGGUUUCCUUCUCAACAGGAAGAGAAAGAGUACUGAUGGGUCCAAAAGGCUACAAGGGCGAGAUCUGGUGCGACUAGUCUUCUUUGAAGGGUUGGCCUUUCUGAAUGGACUAGAGAGGAAGCCAAAAAGACUCCCCCGACGCUUUUUUAACAUGGUCCCACUGUUCAGUCAGCUGUUACAGAGACACAGGGGAUGUCCUUACAACACAAUACUACAGAGAAUGUGUCCAGUAUUGGAGGAGAGAAAUCCAGCACAGGAAGAAUUGAGCCCUCUCUUGUCUCAACACUGUUCGCCCCACCGGGUGUACCUCUUUGUCAGGGAGUGCCUCUUGGCCGUGAUCCCUCAGGAGCUGUGGGGCUCAGACUGUAACCGACUACAUUUCUUUGUCAGGGUCAGGGGCUUCUUGCGCAGUGGGAAGUUUGAGAGGCUCUCAUUGGCUGAGCUGAUGUGGAAGGUGAAAGUGAAUGACUGUGAGUGGUUGAAGAUCAGUAAGACAGGCCCGUGUCCUCCCAGUGAACGCUCGUACCGGACACAGAUCUUGGGUCAGUUUCUAGCCUGGCUGCUGGAUGGCUAUGUUGUCAGUCUUGUCAGAGCUUGUUUCUAUGUCACUGAGAGUGUGGGCCAGAAGAACGCUCUUAGAUUCUACAGGCAGGAAGUCUGGGCCAAACUACAAGAGCUGGCCUUCAGAAGUCACAUCUCUAAGGGUCAAAUGGUUGAACUGACUCCAGGUGAGAUAUCAUCCCUUUCCAAAGCCACAGUCAUCUCCCGCCUUCGCUUCAUUCCCAAAACAGACGGCAUGAGGCCUAUCACACGAGUUAUAGGAGGGGAUAGCAAAACAAGGGUCCACCUUGGGCGUGUGCGGGAUUUGUUGGAUAUUCUUAGGGCCUGUGUGCGUUCGAAUCCAUCUCUCCUGGGCUCCACAGUGUGGGGGAUGACCGAUAUCCACAGGGUGCUGUACUCUCUGGCUCCAGCCCAGAAGGAGAAGCCUCAAACCCUCUACUUUGUUAAGGUGGAUGUCAGUGGAGCCUAUGAGAGUCUACCUCAUGACAGACUCAUUGAGGUCAUCCGUCAGGCCCUGUCACCUGUCCAGGAUGAACUUUUGACCAUCCGCCGCUAUGCCAAGAUUUGGUCUGAUUCACAUGAGGGCCUAAAAAAGUCUUUUGUUAGACAGGCUGAUUUCCUGGACGACAACAUGCGAUCAACCAACAUGAAAGGGUUUGUGACAUCACUACAGAAAAAGGGCAAGGUUCAUCACGCCAUACUGGUAGAGCAGCAUUUCAGCUCAGAUCUUCAUGGCAAACAGGCACUGCAGUUCUUCACCCAAAUGCUGACGGACAGUGUUGUCCAGUUUGGGAAAAAAACAUAUCGUCAGUGCAGAGGAAUUCCUCAGGGAUCUGUUGUCUCUAGUCUGCUCUGCUGUCUUUGCUAUGGACACAUGGAAAAUAUUCUGUUCAAAGACAUCAGUAAAAACAGAGGGUGUUUGAUGAGACUGGUGGAUGACUUCCUCUUGAUCACCCCAGAGCUGCAUGAAGCACAGAGCUUUCUAAAGAUCUUGCUUGCUGGGGUACCACAGUAUGGCCUGGUGGUAAACCCACAGAAGGUGGUGGUCAACUUUGAAGUGUCCGGUGUGGGUUCGUGUCCUGGCAUUCGUGUGCUGCCCCUUCACUGCCUUUUCCCCUGGUGUGGGCUGCUGCUGCACACGCACUCACUUGACGUCCACAAAGACUAUUCCAGCUAUGCAGGCCUGUCUCUGCGCUACAGUCUUACUUUGGGCUCUUUCCACUCAGCUGGGCAGCAAAUGAGGAGGAAACUGAUGGCUAUCCUAAGGCUCAAAUGCCAUGCCCUGUUCUUGGACCUGAAGACCAAUUCUGUUGAAGCGGUCUACAAAAACAUUUACAAGCUGGUUCUGCUUCAUGCAUGCAGCUUUUUCUUCAGGUUCCAUGUGUGUGCCCAGAGCUUGCUCUUUGGCCAGACAGCUGCGAAGAAUCCCGCCUAUUUCCUCCGGAUGAUAUGGGACAUGGCCGAGUACGCCAAUCAGCUCAUCAGGCUCAGCAACAAAGGGUUGAUUUUAGGCAGUAAGGCUCAGACAGGCAUUUUGCAGUAUGAAGCAGUAGAGCUCAUUUUCUGUUUAUCCUUCUUGCUGGUGCUGUCACAGCACCGUCCUCUCUAUAAGGAUCUGCUUCCACAUCUGCACAAACGGAAGCGCAGUCUGGAACGACGUCUGGGAGAUCUUAGGUUGGCCAGGGUGCAACAGGCCACUAACCCAAGGACGCCACUCGACUUCUUGGCUAUCCAGAUGUAGACUUCUUGUACACAAGGUCCAUUUGCAGGCUUAAGCGACUGAGGAAACCUUCAGGCUCUGAGGGGUACUGUGUGUAUGUUUAUAUGGGGACUUUUCAGUUUGUCUCCGUGAUGAGACUUUUCUUUGCUCAUCUCCACCUAGAGAGUCACCUUUUUUGUGCGUGUUAGAAAAGCUGCGUGGAGAGCGGAGCCAUAAACCGUAGCAAUAAACGCUCCAUAUAAAACAACA